This is a messenger RNA of Fonsecaea erecta, 1560 nucleotides long. RefSeq lists its product as hypothetical. The transcript has a single exon. The coding region runs from base 1 to 1560 and encodes 519 amino acids. Gene Ontology annotation, molecular function: protein binding. The record is from RefSeq and is a predicted model, not a curated record. Lineage: Eukaryota; Fungi; Ascomycota; Eurotiomycetes; Chaetothyriales; Herpotrichiellaceae.
AUGGCACCACGUCACGAGAACAGAACAAACCCUUGUACCAACCAUGCCGUCAGCAUCACGGACAAUCGAAUGGAACCAACAAAUGCAUCUACGCCCAUCCUCGAUCUUCCUAUCGAAAUCUUGGACCGGAUCAUCGGAUUUGUGGACACGGACACGCCCCAACACGUUCGCAAUCUCCGCCAGACAUGCAGGACAAUUUCAGAGCUAUGUGAGCCAGCUUUCUGCAACGGCCUCUCCAGCUUGAGCAAAUUUGAAAAGGAUUGUCCGCCAGACAGCUGCAAGAACUACUCCAGCUUGAGGCGAUCCAGUGAGUUUAUCCUCGCAGCACGUCCGGAACGAUAUAACCUCGUGAACACCUUCAUUGCCCACACUAAAGCGGACCGGAAUGAUCGCGGUCAGAGGGGACUGGUCAGGUUCGUCCAUAAGCUUCCGAAGCUCAGAGUCCUACACGUUUGUGACGUUCGAUGCUGCAGAGACCACAAGGGCUUCGGAGAAGACCCGAAAGUGUCAUUUUACCCCCGUGUCAACAACAUGCUGAGCUCCUUGGCCUUCACCGAGUUACGUGAAUGUCGGUUGUGCCCGUUGAGCUACUCUCCGGUUCAGAUUGCUCCUGUUCUCAAGGCGCCGAAACUCACAACCUUAGUAGUAUCUUACCCUACUCUAGAUAGCCUGGACGAAACACUCCCAGCAAUCAACUCCAUACCGCUCAAACACCUUACACUGCUGGUGAAUCCUCGAAUGAAUCGGCAGGCUGUCCACUCCAUCCUCAGCAUGCCAAAAGCGCUGGAGACUCUCGCAUUUGACGACAGCCGGGCGCCGAGCGUGCAAUCAGAAGAUGGAAUGCUAGAAGAGCUCCUACUCACUCUCGCACGUUAUCAGCCUGGCCUCAAGGCUCUGAAGGUGUUUGCAACUGCCCGGAGUGUGCUAUCGGACCCGAGUCUCACUGGCCGCUUUGAUUUCUCUCAACUAACCGGACUCAAAGAACUCAGUUUCUCUAAUCAUCGCACUAUUCCAAUCAAUUGUUUCUUCAACUUGCCAACAGGUCUCGAAAGCCUUCGGUUGAAUAACAACGUGAACACAAUCAUGCUUGCCAAGGCACUCAUCCAACUUUCUUCCAGACCAAACUUCACGUGUCCUCUUCAUCUCGAUAUUGACGUGGAUUACUCACUUCGGGAACACAGCGAUGAAUUCUCGUACUACCUGCGCGACCCAGAUUCGAUAGUGGGACGGACGGUCCUCACUGGCCGUCUACGAGGUAUUGACAUGCUCAUGAGAAAUCUCUUUUGCAAGCAGCUCACUCUGACCGAGAGAGGCUAUACGGCCGAAAGACGGCUGGAAGCAAUCAGGACAUAUCCGGCCAGGGGGAUCAAAAUGGAAAGACCAUACGUGUUGCUGGAAGACACCUACUAUGAUUCGGAGAUCUAUGGUGACCCGAGGCCUUACAUAAUGAAGGGCCGUAAGGGCAACGAUCAUUCGGUAUUUGACGGAUGCAGUUUUCCAUUGAGACGGUGCAGUCCAUACAUGGGAUCGCGUUGGGAUUCGGAUUCGCAUUCGGAUUGA